Molecule: messenger RNA, 6105 nt
Organism: Micropterus salmoides (largemouth bass)
Lineage: Eukaryota; Metazoa; Chordata; Actinopteri; Centrarchiformes; Centrarchidae
Gene: gjc1
Product: gap junction protein gamma 1
Exons: 2
Coding region: 771-2228 (485 amino acids)
Biological process (GO): cell communication
Cellular component (GO): connexin complex
Source: RefSeq, a predicted model, not a curated record
GUCGCCGAGCAUUCAGUCACAGCAUCCAGCUGUCACUCACCGAGACCCUCGUUCAGCCAGUGUCAGACUGCAUGUGGAAAACGGCGGAAAGCCCGGUCCUGAUAAAUACGAGACAAAGACUGCGCUGGAUGUCGGUGGACCUUCAGUGAUCAACAGCUCGGCAACUCCACUGUGUCCACUCCUACUACGAAGAAAGAAAAGAUGAGAGACCCGAAAGACAAUACCGGAGAUAACUGGCAACAUGUGAGCGACUGACGUAUUUAUAGCAAAUUCUCGAGCCAGUCACAGAGAUAUGAACAAAUUAGCUCUCACGAGUUGGUUUUAAUCAGCUAAUGCUACUGUUCUUGGUAGCGUGGUAGGUUCAGUCCGUGCCAAAAUGACCAGACUAUUGUCUAGCAUCGCUGUAACGGAAUGGGCCCGCAGGAAUUUUGGCACCGGUUUUACGCAGCAGACCACAUAGUUUAAUCGACCCUCCUCGAUCGAAGACAGUAUUGUGUGGCGGGAAGGGGACAAAGAAUGCUUACACAUCUCGUAGUGAUGUUAUGAGAUAAAAUAAAAAGACAUCAGUGAAACACCCUGCUGGUUCCACCCGAAAAGUGGAGCAGAUUAUCAACGUCGGAAUUCAAGUUUGGACCUCACCAAGUCCAAAACGACCUUCCCCUCCAAAAACAAGGAUCAUCUUACAUCUUAAAGCAUAUUCACAGACUCGCAUAGCGAGUCUGUGAGCAGGUGAGAGAGGGACACUGUCUGCCCCACUGUCCAGCGACACCAUGAGCUGGAGCUUCCUCACGCGGCUGCUGGAGGAGAUCCACAACCACUCCACCUUCGUGGGGAAGCUGUGGCUCACCGUGCUCAUCGUCUUCCGCAUCGUUCUCACUGCCGUUGGGGGAGAGUCCAUCUACUACGACGAACAGAGCAAGUUUGUGUGCAACUCGGGCCAGCCAGGCUGCGAGAAUGUCUGCUACGAUGCCUUCGCCCCUCUAUCUCAUGUCCGCUUCUGGGUCUUCCAGAUUAUUUUGGUGGCGAUGCCUUCUCUCAUGUACAUGGGCUAUGCUGUCAACAAGAUUGCACGAUUAGAUGAAGCCAAAGGAGGAGGUGGUUCUGCUGCAGUCAGAACGGGUGGAGGGGGCUACACGCACAGGAAGCCCAGGAAAAUCUGCUUUGGAGCACGGCAACACCGAGGCAUUGAGGAGGCCGAGGAGGACCAGGAGGAUGAUCCCAUGAUCUAUGAGGUGCCAGAGAUUGAGCCCCCAAAAAGGCCGCGGGACCCACUGCAACCCACACCAAGGCCCAAAGUCCGGCAUGAUGGGCGCAAGCGUAUCCAAGAUGAGGGGCUGAUGCGGGUCUAUGUUUUGCAGCUGGUGACUCGUACAGUGCUAGAAGCAGGUUUCCUUGCAGGCCAGUAUUUGCUGUAUGGGUUUCGUGUGACGCCUGUGUUCGUAUGCUCGGGGAAGCCUUGUCCCCACAGCGUUGACUGUUUUGUGUCGCGGCCUACAGAGAAGACCAUCUUCCUGCGUAUCAUGUAUGGUGUUACUGUCCUUUGCCUCACGCUCAAUGUUUGGGAGAUGCUCCAUUUAGGGAUUGGUUCCAUUUGUGACAUUCUUCGCCGUAGGCGCUGCCCACCUCAGGAGGAUGAGUACCAGUUGGGUUUGCUGGGAUCCAAUGUUGGUGUGGAGACUUCAGUAGGGGGGACGGGGCCUGAGGCAGGUUCUGAGGGAGGGGUGGGUGGAGAUGGGGCUGCCGAUUACGUAGGUUACCCCUUCUCGUGGAACACCCCAUCAGCUCCACCUGGCUACAACAUUGUGGUAAAGCCAGAGCAGAUGCCCUACACAGACCUUAGCAAUGCUAAGAUGGCAUGCAAGCAGAACCGGGCCAACAUUGCCCAAGAGGAGCAGCAGCAAUUUGGUAGCAAUGAGGAUAACUUUCCCACUGGAGGGGAGGCCCGCGUGGCUUUGAACAAAGACAUGAUCCAGCAAGCUCAUGAGCAACUAGAAGCGGCCAUCCAGGCCUAUAGUCAGCAGCAUCGGGCAGAGGAGCAGCUUGGGGACAACCAGGAUGACAAGCCUCAAAGUAACAUCAUCCAGGCCCAACCUCAGCCACAGCCGCAGCCUCAGAAAGAGCGCAAGCACAGAUUCAAGCACGGGAAAGGAGGCAGCAGUGGAGGAGGCAGCAGCAGCAACAGCAGCAGCAGCAAAUCAGGAGAGGGCAAGCCCUCCGUAUGGAUUUAACCCCAGAUACAGUGACAUGUUUUGAAACCAUGUAUAUAUUAGAGAUUGGUUGACGAGUAGUUGCAAAUUUCCUUGGAUAUUUAAACACCACUGUGCCUUAAAGAAUCCUGCAAGCUGAAGAAGAUGUGCAUUUGUGUUAUAGGGUGUGUAAAAACAGGUGAUGUUGCAGCUGACAAUUUGUGUUGUCUGGGCUAUCACUGUCUAACUUGAAACAUCACACCAAUACAAACUGUGUAUGCUACAGUCUGUCGUUUACAUGUCUUGUUCUCCUCAACUUCUGAAGCAGAUUAUUGACCUCUGUUGUCUCCCCGUUCAUCCUUUCUUUGGGAUUUAUACUUUGGAAAAUUACUGAAUGAUAAUGAGUUCUAUUGCAAAUCAGAUUGAUCACAGAUUUGGCUUAGCUCAUUUUCUGGCUGCUUCUCUGAGAAAGACACCAUCUCCAAUAAUAGAUUGGCAUCCUAAUUCUUGGGACAUCAAAAUACAAUGACAUCAAAAUAAAGUAUCAUCAUAAUACAAAGGCACAGGGAUACCAUGCCAUCACUUUUACCUGGUAAGGCUAAAGAAAUGACUUUGUGCUGUAAUGACAUUAUCAAGGAACAUCACAACAACAUAAAUACAAUAAUAAGAAACGUAAUUCAGCGGCAGCACCUAAAGCAGUGGCUCUACUAUUAUAGUAAGAACAUCACCUUCCUGAAGACCGUGUCCUGUCAUGUUCUGUCUGCUUUCUCUCCAGUGUCGAUCAGUGUUACGUUGCUGUGACUUUGCAUUUGACAGUGUUUGUAUAUGUUUCCUGUGGUUUGUUUAGUUUAGUUUUUUUUAUAACUGUACUACACUAGCUGCUGCUCAGAAACCGUGGAGUACAGUGUCAUUUUUUAUUCAGUUUAAAUCUGAAAUUUCCUUAGAAAAAGAUUUUCAUUUUAAGAAGGAGCAUAAGCAAUCCAGUUUUUCUACCUUCAGCUUCUCAGUUUCUAUCUCUGGCUCCUCAUGGCUAUUGAACAAGGCUGCUCAGCACUCCACUGGUGAUCCAUAUGCCUUGUAGUUUACUGCCCCCUGGUGGUAUUGUCUACAGGACUUCCAUUAUUUGGGAGUAGAUACCAGUUGCCAAUGCUACCUGCAUCCAGCAACACCUUAACCAGGUGUAGUGUUCCUUUUCUAUUGACAAGCCUUGCGUCAGUUAUGUCUUCCCAACACUACACAUUCAGUGUUAGAUAUACAAGGCUGCAAUUUCACCACGUUGUAAUGGAAAAGGUUUCAAGCCAUUACUAUAAUAUAGUGAGACCAAACACUGUCUGUGUGAUGCAAGUGUCAGUGCCAAGAUUUGAUGCUGGGCUGCUUUGAAGCCUGGUUGUUUGUAGCUUUGGAAUACUGUGGCCAUGCUACUCCAGUUGUGGAAAAAUGCCUACAUAACACUAACCUUUUUGUAAAAGCCACUUGUUUUUUAUGUUCAAGUUAGUGUUUUAUAUGAAAACACUCUUUUUUUCAAUGCCGUUUUUGUAAAAUAAAGAAAAACAACGCAACUUCUUUUAAAAAUGAAUUAGUUAUGGACAUGUAUGGUUAUUGUGUUAUAAAUUGCCUUCCAAUUGUAAAAAUGUGAAAUAUUACAUAGUAUAUUUUUCUAAUAUGUCGGCUACAGUGACUUAAUGAUGUAAAGAAAAAAAGCCAGACUUUUUCCUGUAUGUUACAGUAUCAGUAUUUAAUGUAUGUAUCAACCCUUUGGGCUGUGUUUUUAAUAAACAGUGUUACUCCUUUUCCAACAUUGUCUGAUGAACAGCUGUGUGCAGAGACAAAGUGGCUGAUGGAACCCCUGAGAAAAGGACGUAAAGUGCCAAAUUAUUCAAACCAUUCUAAGCUUUGUCCAGAGUAGCUUUCCAACUAGCAGCAGUUCCGGUCACUUGCUCAUUUCAUGAAGGUAAAUUGGGAGGGGGUCCAGAUUUGACAAUCUACCAAAUAAUGUUCUUGAUUUAAUAAACUGAAAGAUCUGAGUCUUUCCCAGCAAAGAUUGAAGAUUGAACUACAUUAUACAUUGUUACGUGACUUCCUUCACGAUAAACAAAUUAGUACAAAACAACUAUAAAAUAGAAAGAGUCUGGAGAUUGGUUUGUUCACCACUGGGUUCCACAAGUCUGUUCAACCAGACAGCCAGCAGCGCUAAAUUACCAAAAGUACUUCAGUCAGUUGCUCCCCAGAGCAGAGAUUGACAUUGGCUUCACUGACACUGCCUGAUCUGUAUAAGCCACAGGUGAUUUACUGAGUUUCCAGUCAGUGUCAUUAUCUUCCCCUGGAGGCCAAUCAGCUCUCAUUAAAUUUUUCCGCAGAGAGCAAAGUUAUUUACCAAGUAUUUACUGCUUUUUUGGAGCAGUAAACAAACUGAAGUAUAAAGCCACUAUAGGGCCCCAGAGCGAGCUUUUACUUCAGCUUUUUAGCUGGCCCACUAUAGGGCGACUACCUGUCAAAUGAAGGAGCGCCUCAGCCCUAAAGAAAAGAAUGAUUUGAGCAGGUGCCAUGAUGGGGGGAACUGAAGGACCCCAUCUGCUCAGAGUCUGCAUGACUGGCAGCCUGGCCUUACAUUUCCAAAACUAUUCUCUGUUGUGUGGCUCAGACUUGUCUGUUUAUAGGAGAAAGUAAGGAAUUCAGGCAGCUAUCCAAAAAGAAGAAAAUAAUUAUCUAGUGACAUGGUUGUGUAAUUGUUUACCCUUGUUUCUUUUGUCUAUUGAGAUCCUGAGGUAGAAAAUAAUAAUAAUCUAGAAAGAAAUUUUCUCUCUGGACAUAAAUUACUAUUACAAUUACCUUUUUAUUGUGUUUAAGGUCCUGCUUAUUGUGAACCGUGUGUAUCCAGAAUGUAACUAGGGCUUUUUAAAGAACAACUAUACAAACACAGGACACACCGUAAGUAAAUGUGCCCUGUGUGAUUUGGUACUAAUAGUCUAAAAUUGAUGACCCAAUGUGUGUUUUGAGUUUGUGACAAUGCAGUUACGAGAUAAUGAUAAAUAAGGUUGUUGGCCAGUUAAACACACAAUAACUGUUCUUUGUUUACAUACAUUGACAGCUGAUCAUACUUUGCCAAUAUAAUUUCAGCUAAAACAUAUUGCUCAAUAAACAUGGUACUGACUGUGUGCAGGAUUUUUUUUUUCAUGGUAGCACAAUAAAUUAAAGGUGGUGACAUAAAAUCCCCUAAAUUUGAGUUUUCACUUGACAUCGACAAUAAACAUGUGAGCACCCACAUACUUUAGGAUGGAGACAUGCUUUGGAACUGAAAGCCAUUUGAUUAUCACUCAUAUCCAGCAGCUGAAGGAAUUAUGAGCGAAAGAGAAAGUUAUUCUAUUUAACUGCAGCUGUGACCCUGUUGUACACAGCUACAGCAGGAUUGGUGUAAUCACAACGUAUGUGUUGAAAUAAUACCCACAUAGACAAUUAUUCCUUUGUGAUUUGUGUCUGUACUGUAGAUUAACACAGACAGACAAUUAAAAUUGGUUGGAUCACAUGAACUCUUUUGUGGGUCUAUUCAUCAGGGAUACCACAAUGUCCACCCUCAGCAUCUGUUUGUCUAUGUAAAACAAUGUCUGUGUUUAGAAGAAUGACUGUUGUGAGGCUGUUUUGUUUCCCUACAAGCAUCUUAUAAUCCCCAGUGUGGGAAGUGACACUAAAAAUAGUGGUAUUACCAGUAAAACUCUGAUUCAUACAUGUAAUUGUGUGUUUUUCUAUGCUUUUGUAAAAUUUGUUUGAGUGCCAUUCUGGUAUCCCCUGGCAAAAGAUUUUUUUUUCAUAUUUGUUGAUGGAAAUUUUUCAGUUGCAUGUGAAAAGACCUAUUUUCCUACAAAAAUAAAUCAGAAAUGCAUAUUGAAUAAAGUCUUAGAAUCUUUUGUUUGGCCUCCAUAGC